AUGAGGAAAACUUCGAAUGGUCGUAAAUCUUCUCUGAAUCCUAUCAGAGUAUCGAUGCUGGAUAGAGAUGAUAAAAUUAGAUCUGAGCCCAGGGUAUCAAAUAUUGGUAAAUCAAAAGCACUCUCAGGUACUGAUAACUCUCAAAUACCUAGACCUCGGAUCCGGAGUGCUUCAUCUGAACGAGGGAGUAUCAGGCGUUCCAAUUUAAAACCACCGGCUGUUUUAGGUAAAGCAUCUCUUGGUUCGCAUAAUCAGUUGACUACACCAAUAACACCACGAGUAAGUUCGAAUAAACCAUAUCCAGACUUACCAACAGGACCUAGAGGAAGAUCGCCAUCAGCUGAACGUGCCAGUGGGUUAAAUAGUAAUAAUUCAUCAAAAAAAGACACAAGACCUCUUAAUGACAAAAAUUUUCAAUCGCAAAUGCUUAAUAGAAUUGAUACUUACUUCAAUGACGCUCACCAAUCAUCAAUGCUCAAUGCAAAUGGUAGUUUAAGACCGGUAUCUUUAAAAAUUUUUGUAUCAGCAUCAGAUUUUUUAUUGAAACAUCUUCAUGUUAAACAAGAGCUAAGUUUAAAUAAUUAUAUGGAAGAAUUACCGAAAAUUGCUAAAAAAAUUCAUUAUCCUGGUACUAUGGCUAAAUCUUGGUUGAAAACAGCAAACACAAUGCACUCUUGGCCGCAUGUACUCGGUUGGUUAUCUUGGCUUGUCGAAAUUUCCGAAGCCAAAGUGGUGGCUUUCGAAAAAUUUCAAUUACACAGCAUACCAUUCGUUGACGAUGAAGAAGGUGAAAUAAUAAAUCGUAAUAAAUUUACAAAGUUAUUGGAGCUCUACAUCGCUUGGAAUGAUGGACAGUUUGACAAAGAGGAAGAUUUAAUAAAAAAAUAUGCAGAAAACAUUGCUGAUAAUCUCGGUUGUACUGAUGAAAAUAAACUUCGUGUUGAUCAAGAAGCUUUAGAAACUAAAAAUAAGUACGAUGAACUUGAUAAACAGUAUGAACAAAUGUUAAAUAAAUUUCAAGAGUCGAAAGACCAAAUAACAUUGUUAGAAGAGGAUGAAAUGAAACAAGAAACUUAUGAAAAUGCUCAAAUUCAAACGUCAAAAGAUGAACAAAUUAGAAUUCAAAAGUUAGAAAAUGAUACUGAUAAUUUAAACAAAGGAAAAGAAAGAUUGUUGAAGAAAAACAAUGAACUUAAUGAGUGUAUAAAGACCCAGUCGAUGACUAUUGAAGAGCGCGAUGAAAUAAUGAAAAAAUGUGCCGAAUUAACUAAAUAUUUGAAAACAUUCGAUGAACAUUUAGAAGAAUUGCGGAGAGAAGUUUAUACUCUUGAUAUAAAAUAUUCAAGUAUGCUUGAUAAAUUGAAUUCCGCUGUUUUAGCCUACAACAAAGAUAUUGUUAUUAAUAUUACGGAAAAUUCGGAUCUAUACACUUUACCAUGUAGUUCGUUGAAUGAUUUUAAGAUAAUGAAUGAUCUCAAACCCAAAGUUGAUGCUAUUAAGCACUUAAAUGACAACAUGAAAAAGCAAUAUAAUAAUUUUACAUCAAUGAUUAAUUUGCAUAUGAAUCAGCUGGAGUCUUUGCAGGAUAAAAAAAAGUUAAUGGAACAAGAAAAAGAUGAAAGGUUGUCGAAAAAUGAUGAAAAAAAACUUUUGAUUAAAAAUAUUAAAUUGCGCGCUAAACAGGAUGAAACUAAACUGCGUGAUUUAAAUAAAAAGUUAGAAGAUGAAAUUAAAAGUCUUAGAGAAUCACUUCCAGAUAUCCAGGUAGAAGUUAAUGAAUUACUUGAAGCUCAGGAAAAAUUAGAUGCUGUAGAAAGGCGUAGAAUAUAUUUAGAAAAUUCUGCUGACAAAUUUUUCCAUAGAGAUGGAACCACUUACAAAUUGAGGAACACUGAAUCGCUGUAUAAAUAUAGAAUAUUGAAACCCCGAGCAACGAUAAAUAUUUAUCAAAUAAGGAAUAAUUUAGACACUAAAUUAGAAGUUAAUACAAAUGUCCUGAACAAUGUGAUACUUUAUAAAUAUGAAAAACCUAAUUAUUUCAAAUAUAUGACGGUCUUUUCAGUUUUACAAUUUUCCUUAUUUACUGUUAUAACUUACUUUUUAAUUGAUUGGCUGCCAGAGUUCAAAGCUGAUGAUUCUAUAUUUACUUAUACAAAAAGAAACAUUUUAUAUCUUUCUACAUUUUUACUGCCAUUUAUAGGAGGAGUUGGAUCAUCAGCUAUAAUAUGGUUGUUCACAAUACGUUCAAUAAAAUAUAUCAUUUUGCUUAAAGGUGGCAAAAAAGUAACCAUUGUCACUUAUCAUCCAUGGAAAGAUAAUUUUCAAUUCACUGUUCCUGUUGAAAAGAUAUAUGUUAAAAAACACCGACAAGAAUUGAAUAGGAUCAUGACAUUAGGAGUUAAGAAUAAACCGUUUUACUUUAUGCUUAAUAAUGAUGGAACAUUUGUUAACCCAGAUCUCUAUGAUCAUGCAAUUGGAUAUUACAAAAAGGAAAAAUAA
Cotesia congregata is the source of this 2499-nucleotide messenger RNA. The record is from the annotation of a GenBank genome assembly. NCBI's taxonomy places the organism in Eukaryota, Metazoa, Arthropoda, Insecta, Hymenoptera, Braconidae.